CACUCCAGCACAAUGAGCUCGGACCUGCACCUCGAAGGCAUUGCUCCCCGCAUGCGGGUGCUGCCCGUCGUCUACUUUUCCAUCCUCGACUAUCAUCUGCGUCGCGAGGCGCGUUGGGAGGAGACCACUGUCAUUGAUCCCCGCACCAACCAGGAGGAGCCUCGUCGUAACUGCAAGCCCAUCAACGAUCGUGUGAUUGGCUGCCUUUUGGGUACCCGCACCGGCAACUCGGUCGAGGUGACCAACUGCUUCCCCGUUGGUCACGAGGACAAGGAGGACACAGUAGACAUCCGUCUCGACUACUUUGAGAGCCUUCGUGCUCUACAUGCCCAGGCCAACCCCAACGAGGAGAUUGUCGGCUGGUACUCGACCGGCCCCGAACUGCAGCAUGAGCGCUCCAUCUUCAUCCACCGCACGCUGUGCGAGGAUUCGAUGAACGAUGUUCACCUCUGGAUUGAUACCAGCCUUGACACCGGCAAGCUCGGCAUCUAUGCUUUCACCACGGCCAGCGAGGGUGUUCCGCGUCUUGUGGACGAGGAGCAGGAUAUCUACAUGCCUGAUCAGACUUUUGUCCCCAUUGCUUGUGACGUGCUUGUGCACGAGCCCGAGCGCGUGGCUCUUGGCCUGCUGAACAAGGGCCUCGAGGGCGGUAGCUCCGUAAAGCUGGUGUCCGACCUGAACCAUGUGGCUGAGGCCACGACCAACCUGCAGGACAAGAUUCAGGAUGCCCUGACCUACGUAGACAAGGUGUUGAAUGGUUCUGUGGAGGCUGAUGAGCGCAUCGGCCGGUACCUGCGCGAUACCGUGGCGGCCGUGCCCAAGAUUGACCCCGAUCAAUUUGAGGCCAUGUUCAACGACACCAUUCAGGAUCUGCUCAUGGUUGGCUACCUCUCAAACCUGGCCCAGACGCAGGUCGCGAUCCAGGACAAGCUCAACGAUGCUCUCGCCACCGAAAUCUAA
Molecule: messenger RNA, 960 nt
Organism: Monosiga brevicollis MX1
Lineage: Eukaryota; Choanoflagellata; Craspedida; Salpingoecidae
Exons: 6
Coding region: 13-960 (315 amino acids)
Biological process (GO): translational initiation
Cellular component (GO): eukaryotic translation initiation factor 3 complex, eIF3m
Molecular function (GO): translation initiation factor activity; translation initiation factor binding; metallopeptidase activity
Source: RefSeq, a predicted model, not a curated record